UAUUUAGGCAGUUGUUAUACCACAUUUGAUGCUAAGUUGUUUGAAGACGCUGCCACGCUGCUCCUUGCAUGGUUAUAUCGUGUUAAACUAUGAAUGUUGUUUUAAUCUUUUAAUGUUUAAUAUUUUAAGACAGUCUUAAUUUUAGCCUUUUUAAGAGUGACAAUACUAUCGAACAGUGACAAACUAUCGGGCUCUACAUCAUGCCGGGCAAUCUUCUAUGCCGGAUGUCCAAUGAUUCUGAUCGACUAAUGCCAUACUGCCCAUACACAUUGGAAUACAGUAGUGUUUAUCAGUAAAAACUUGAUUAUACGCAUCAUAAAUCAUUGAAAUCAACAAGACUUUCUGAAAACUUCAUAACAACUCCAAUAUUACAAGAGACGUACUUCAGUUUGUCUGUUAUGUAAUUUUCCAGCAAAGGCGGGCGCAUGCAUGCAUAUUUUCAGUAAACUUCAAGUUCCCCCAACGUCGUAAGCAUGCGAGUCGACAAAUUUUUGAAACUUUUAACUUAACAAAGCCGCAUAUUGGUAGAAUGGAUCACGCAUUACAGAGAAAUAAACAUGUAUAGGCUGGAAUGUCAGGCACACCGCAGAUUUAAGUCACGACCAAUAUGAUCGAAUUCCUGUUUUUGAAUUCCGUAUGAUAACUUACAAGAGAUAAAAAGUCUUUGUUCGAGUUUCAAUCCAAAAGUUGCUUGUAGAGAAAGGGCACCUGAUGCAGGAUUAGACUAUGAUAGGCACAAUGAAAAAGAUCUUUCACAAGCUGCCAUGGCAAAAGUUUGCGAACAGCUUGAUGCUCAAAAAAAGCGCGCCAUUUUUGGGAACAGUUCCUGUUAGUGCCAAACCAAGAUUUAAUACUUGAGUUCAGCACUCAUAGAGUUACAAGUGAUACUUAUAGUCUUAUGCCACUUGAAUAUACAUAAGACAAAAAGUCACUUCCCCUGUGCAUUCAAUUACCAGUUGUUAGGGCAACGUUUUUCUGCUUUUCAAAAGAAGUCACAGGUAUUGACACGAAUGCGAAAAUUGACUUUAAACCUUGCUUCCCCAUGUUGGGCUACAACAAUUAAGAAAUAUUAAUUAGGUCUUAGAUAAGACAAAAAGUCACUUCCCCUGUGCGUUCAAUUACCAGUUGUUAGGGCAAGUUGCCAACGUUUUUCUGCUUUUCAAAAGAAGUCACAGGUAUUGACGUGAAUGCGAAAUUUAAAUAUUUUUUUUUGCACUGCUUUAGAAGUGCACAUUUCGUGAGAACUGGACGUUAAAAGAAUCCUGAAGGCUGAAAGCGUCCUUUUUCGCAGAUUUUUUCCCUUUUAUUUUGCAAGUUUCAUUACGAUUAUAUGAGGUGAAAAAAAGCAUGAGAGGAACGACAUAAAAAUGACAUAAAAUUUAACACAACGAAUGAAACAACCUCCUUUCUUAUAAAUGCGUUUCAGAAGCCUCGAUUACGACGUACGCUUGAUGUACCUAUUUGUUAUGUUUAUUAUGCAACAUGAAGUAUUAACUAUUUUAAAAGUAUAUCACGGUCCUAAAGUGAAUAAAUCGAAGAUGGAGGUUGAUGGAAUGGAAGAUUCUGAAGAUUGGCUUGUUGAAAAAACACAUCUUGCUGUAAAUGAGAAUGAUUUUUACGAGGCUAAGUGUUGGCUCAAAACUGCGAAAUGUUUGUAUCCGUUAAAUUUUAAAGUACAGUAUGAAGCCUAUUCAAUCGAAAAAGAUGCCAAAAGAGUCAAAGAAGCUGCUGAGCUUUUUCUUGAUAUGCUGGCUAGAUUUUCUUCGGAAAAGAUUCUUGCUGAGGAACUGUGCAAGAUCACAGAAGCACUUGAAGCAAAAAAUGUUGACCAAAAAAGUAUAUUUUUAAAAGAUAUGUUCAACAGUUUAUCUCGAACAUCCCAAAAAGGAAUUUUAAUUAACGCUGCAGCAAAACAAAGUGAUUGCUCUGAGAAAUGUCGGCUUACACUGCUGUUGAUAAAACAAUUUCCAGAAGCAGUUAAAGAAUGUGCGGUUUCUCUAAUUCAAUCAUUGAUGUCAAAAGAACUUGAGAGCUACCCAGAUUCUCCAAUUAAUAUUUAUAGAAAGUUAUUAGUUUGUAAUGUCCUUCCUGUUGUUGUGAGCAGUGAACAGUUGGUAAUAAAUAUUGAGAAUAGGCCAGACAAGAAUCAGAAUCCAAACAUUCUUACAUUGAGCCCAGAUCAAGUGCUCAGCUGGCUUGAGUUAUCCAUUCAAUAUAUAGUUUGCUGUCAAGCAUUUCAAGCCAAUGUCUACUUGAACCUUCCAUAUGAAGUUGACCAUACAGUUCAUAACCACCCUGAUUUAUGGUUGCAUCUUCAUGAAUUGCUUUGUAUCAUGGGUAAUAAAUGUGGUUGGGUGGAUAUUUUGCGAUUGAAAGACAUUUUAUCACCUAACAGGAGUGUAAAAGAUGCAUGGAGUUGCUUAUCAGAUAUUCAUCAUAACCUUAAAAAGUCAAUGAAAGUCACUACUAAAGCUGUGGAAGAAGGUCAAGCUUCAACAACAGCUCUGAAUAUUCUAGCAAUGGAAAAAAUCGGAGUAUUUUACGCCGCCGUCACCAUAUUCUUUCGAGCUGUAUGGCAAUACUGUAAAAUCGUUAACCGAACAGAUGAACAGGGUAUAGCAGACACGAAUACGACAUCCCCUCUUAUUGUACUGCUAGAAGAUUUGUCUAACAUUGGAAAGUCCGGCGAAACCCCAGAAGUCAGGCAUGUCCAAAAAAAGAAGAAGAAACCUUUGGACGAUCAGAAAGAAAAGCAGCAAGUUCAUUUGAGCGUCGGAAGUAAUUGUGUUUCCGUUGAACUUGGCGUUUGUGAUUACUUUCUUGUGGCUGCUGACACUUGGCACAUGCUCCAUUCACAUUCAGAUUAUAAAAACGAAUUCUCCCGACUGUUGGAGUCGUGGAAAGUCGACGAAUGGCAAUGGAUAGUACCAUUUCAAGUUGACAGACAUAUUUACCGAGGGAAGUUUAAGAAGGCAGUGGAGAUAUUACAAGAUAAAAAAGAAAGUAUAAAGAAAUCACCUUCGAAUGAAUCUUUUUCGCUGAGGUGCUCUCUACAGUUAUCCUCUGUGUUAUCAUGCCUCGGUGAACAUAAGAAAGCGUGUAGUGUUAUUCUGGAAGCACUUGAGACAUUUUGGGAGGGUUCAGAUAAUCUGGAUGAUUAUAAAGACAAACAAAAGAGAAGAUUUAUGAAUUGUACUUCCACAAAAAACAGCAAAACUCAUUCUCCAAUCGAUCGUCAUCUUGAGCUUGUCGAAUGCACGGAGGAUGAAGCUUUAUCGUAUUGUGUCCAGCUGCUAGUCAAUUCUCUUAAGACGCGGGUGUUUUCAGAAGGUCGUAAUGAUAAGUUGCUUGGGCACCUUAUUGUUUUGCUGCAAUACGACUGGCCUAAACGAGAAGAAAUAUUUUUUGAAGCAAUCAAGAAAAUACAUUCUCAAGAAAUAUUCAAAUAUCCAUGUUUUUUCGAUUAUAUCAUUGUAAUCGACAUUCUGGAAGAAUUUGCAUAUUUGUAUAAAGAUGAAAAUGUUCAAAUUGAAUUGCUUCGUAAGUCGUCAUCUAACUCGAGAGGCCGUACCUUAACAAGAGGAUCAAAUAAAGGUGCAAAAGAAGAUUUGAAAUCAUCAUUAGAGAAACAAGUUACGAGAGCAAGUGAAAGCAUCGAAUCAAUUUUACGGUUGUUUUUUAUCGAAGAGAAGAGUAGUCUCAUUUAGAAGGAAAAUAAAAUUGAGCUGAUUGCACUGAAGGAAGGUAGCCAGCCUAAAAUAAAAGGGGGAAUCCAACAUUGCUGCAUGCAACCAAUGGUUGUGCCCCCCGCUGACAUAUUUUCUUGGUUCUGGAGGAAUAGAAAAUUGUACAAACGAAAAGCACGCCCCCCCCCCCCUUCAGUUACGCAGCUGGUAAAAAUCGCAAAUUGGUCUUCUUAGCCUAAAAGCAUUGUUCUUGUGAAUCUUUAAGGGUCUAAUUCCACCUGUUUCUUUCGAAGAGCGACGACUUGAAUAAGUUAAUUCUAAAGAUUUCAGAACAACCUGACGUACUUGUAAUAUUAAUAUGAACUUAUGACCAUACACAUAUAUGUUUAAUAUUAAAAUCUCACAUGCUUGAGUGUAUGUGUUUAAAUAUAUGUUGUUAACAUUCUUCGGCGACAUAA
Dendronephthya gigantea is the source of this 4144-nucleotide messenger RNA. Its product is annotated as integrator complex subunit 10-like. The transcript is spliced from 21 exons. Gene Ontology annotation, cellular component: integrator complex. NCBI's taxonomy places the organism in Eukaryota, Metazoa, Cnidaria, Anthozoa, Malacalcyonacea, Nephtheidae. The record is from RefSeq and is a predicted model, not a curated record. The coding region runs from base 1416 to 3707 and encodes 763 amino acids. Gene Ontology annotation, biological process: snRNA processing.